Notodromas monacha is the source of this 1452-nucleotide messenger RNA. The record is from the annotation of a GenBank genome assembly. Lineage: Eukaryota; Metazoa; Arthropoda; Ostracoda; Podocopida; Cyprididae.
AUUUUUCGUGUAAGGUUCAAAUGUAGAUUUUGAGGCAGCGUCAGUUAUUUGACGCUAUUCAAACCAAGCCCAUAGGGCCGAAAGUGAACUCUUGAAAGGUUGAAUUCACGCACACUGAGGGAGUGGCUUCUUGUAACCUUGAAGUCGCCCGACACCCGGAAACGCUCAUGCGGUAUGCGAUUAGGCUAGCUGGGUCCAGCUCGCAAUGCCUCAUACGUACACCUCUCAAUUACUUUACUGUUGUGCUAUACUGCGUUUAUUGAGAAAGCCUUGUAUGAUUUGAAAGCGAACUGAUAGUUCCCGGCGAAAAUGAGUGGUAAAGCGGUACCUCUUCUGAUUUUGAAUCUCGGGGGAGAAAUGGUUUACAUAAUUCAUCAGCGGUUGGGAGCUCAAGGAAUACCACAAGAUAAAAGCGAAAAAGUUAUUGCUGACAUCGUGGGUGCCUUGGUGAGCCCGUCUUUCAUGGACGAGGUUUUCAAAAAUCAGCGUGUCUGUAGCUUGCAGACUGUGAAAGCAAUUUUUGAACGCAUCGUAAAUUCGUCUAUUAUGAAGCUCAGCACGGACAGCAUGGAUAAGAUGUUUGACUUGAUGGUCAUGGUGUUCAAGUACCAGCUGCGCAAUUGUCGCUUUCCUCGGGAACUGCUGUGGGUGACGAUGAACCACUUGCGUGGUAUUCGUGGUGUUGUUUUUCGUCCGCAAGUUGUAGGGAAUGUUGCGCUCGUUGGGAAGAAGUUUGUUGAGGCAUACAAAUCUUUUUCGAACUGGGAUCUUCAGAUUCUCAGGUUUCAAUUGCUGAAUUGGGUCCAGAAUAUGCACAUCAAGGUUUCAAACUUUCUCAAAGACGGAAAGCAGGAUUCUUUCGGGUACUUCAUUGUACCCAGUGGAACUUCCGUUGCGUUCGGAUGUGAUGUUCCUGGGAAGAUGAAAUUAUUAUGUGGCACUUCGGCUCCGGAAGUUCGCACUUUUCCGGUGUUGUUUGAAAGCUCUGAGGAUGAUACUCAGGGUUCUUUGGAUUGGAAUGGACAGCCGGGUACUGAUCUUGGAAAGUCCAUUUACGCCGAGGAUCUCACCAUUGUGAAGUCCGAACCCGAAGCUAGCGAUCCAACGAUUACAGAAUUCAGAAAGAUGUCGUGUACGUCAGGGAAACCCUUCAUGCCUGCAAAUAGUGAUGCUCUUCAUGCGAAGGAGGAAUUGAAUCUCUUGUCUAUGUUGGUUGAUGGCACAGAUAAGCAGAGUGAAAGCGAGACUUUCAAACUGAAUUUAUUUGGGACUUCUAUCUUUGAAUCAGGGGUAAUUUCUGAUGAAGUAACAGAAGAUGCCGAGAAGACUGCUGUGAUCGACUCACGAAUCCGUCCGCAGAACGAGGAGCUUUGUCAAAUAUUUAAAGAAAUGGAAUUGCCGUCCGAGAAAGAAGAUGUGGAUUUGCUGGCUUUAAUGGACGAAGUCGUGUGA